Messenger RNA from Selaginella moellendorffii, 2777 nucleotides. RefSeq names its product pentatricopeptide repeat-containing protein At4g02750-like. The coding region runs from base 9 to 1934 and encodes 641 amino acids. The transcript has 3 exons. Gene Ontology annotation, molecular function: protein binding. Lineage: Eukaryota; Viridiplantae; Streptophyta; Lycopodiopsida; Selaginellales; Selaginellaceae. The record is from RefSeq and is a predicted model, not a curated record.
AGUGAGUAAUGCAAGAACUCCAGCUCGAAUUCGCAUCUCGUCUACGAAAUGCCAGAACCCCAGUUCAAGCCAGGGAAGUUCACAGAGAACUCGAGACCAGUCCUGUACGAGGUGACACAUUCCUUGCAAAUCUAACAGUCCAAAUGUACGGCCGUGUCAGAUGCCUCGAAGAUGCUUGCCAGACAUUCCACGGUAUCGAGCAUCCAAACCUCUUCUCGUGGAAUAUCAUGGCUUCGGCAUAUGCCGUAAAUGGGCAUCUUGAAGAAUCUUUACAGACCCUCUUGAGCAUGCCGGAGAAGAAUCUUGUGUCCUGGAAUACAAUUCUAGCUGCGCUACUGAAGCUCAAUCAACUCGAUCAAGUAAAGUCUGUCUUUGAUCAAAUGUUUGAAUGGGACACUGUCUCAUGGACUUGCCUUGUUCAGGCAUUUGCCAAACGAGGGGAUUUUGAUGAAGCCAAGCGCGCGUUCGAUUCCAUGCCCGAGAAGAACCUGGUGACGUGGAAUGCCAUGCUGGCGGCUUACGUCUCGCGUGGGCACAUCGACGCCGUGGAUCUGUUGGGGAUUCCAGGUUGGAAUCGCCAGACCUGGACGCUUCUCCUCAAUGGCCGUCUGGACGAGGGGAAUCUGGGCGAAUGCCAGCGUCUCUUUCAGUCGAUGCCCGAGCACGACAUCGUUUCAUGCACGGCGAUUCUCCGGGUUUUCGCCCAGCUGGGCGAUCCAGGCCGAGCGAAAUCGCUGUUUGAUUCGAUCCCCCAGACGGAUCUUCUCGCGUGGACGGCUUUGCUUCAGGCAUACGCGCAAAACGGGCAACCCGAGCGCGCCAGUAAGAUCUUCUCGUCGAUGCCCGAGUGGAGCGUCGUGUCAUUCAAUGCGAUGCUCACAGCGCUUGGGACGAGCGGCAGUCUCGCAAAGGCGGAGGGGUUCUUUGAUCGGAUGCCCGAGAGAGAUCACGCAACCUGGACAACAAUGAUCCAGACGCUCGCUCGCGCUGGGCAAUUUCGAUCCGCGAAAGAUCUCUUCUAUCGAAUGCCCGAGUGGGAUUCUAGAUCCUGGGACGCGCUUCUCCAGGCGCUCUUCUUGGCGGGAGAGGUCAAACAGGCGAGGGUAGCAUUUGACUCUUUGGGAACAAAAGAUGCCUCGACGUGGAACGCGAUGCUAACCGAAUAUGCCCAGGCCGGGCAUCUGGAAGAUGCCAAGCAUCUGUUUGACACAAUGCCAGAACACAGCACUGUGUCGUGGAAUCUUCUUAUCCUUGCCUGCCACCGGGGCGGCCACGUGGAAAGCGCGCGGAGCCUGUUCCAGAAGCAGCCGGACAAAGACGUGGUGACGUGGACGACGCUGGUCGCGAUGAAUGCCGAGCUGGGGGACGCGCAAGAGGCGGCAGCGCUCUUCCGGCAAAUGCCGCAGCGGAAUAUCCUAUCCUGGAACGCACUGCUGGCGGCAUUUGCGUCGCUGGAUUGGCAUCUCGUGAAGAUGCUAUUUGAUGCCAUGCCUGAGGUGGACGUGGUCUCGUGGACAACGCUGGUCCACGCGUACGUGUUAUCUGGGAAGAUUGUUAAUGCCACGCGGACGUUUGGGAGGAUACCACCGGGCCAGAAGAACUUGGUGACCUGGAACACCAUCGUGGCAGGGCACGCCCGGUUUGGGUCCAGCCGGGAGAGUUUUAAAAUGCGGGUGGAGGGAAUCGAGCCCGACCAGAGCUCUUUCGUGAGUAGCCUCAUUGCGUGCAACCAUUUGGGGCUGCUAGCGGCGGCUAGGGAUAGCUUCGUGUCGAUGCGCGGGGAUUAUGGCUUGGCGCCGCGGAAGGAGCACCUCUGGCUCAUGAUCGAUGCGCUCUCCCGAGCCGGAGAAUCGGAGGAGGCGCGAGAGCUCCUCCAGAUCGUGGCUGGCCAAGGGUUGAGCAAGAAAUUCUAUACUCUUGUUUCUUGCAGGUGAUAUAAGUCUGACGCAGUACUUUCGUAUUCCUUGCGAUCUUCUCUAGAUAUCACAACGAUUUUUUCGAGCUACAUAUCCUGAGGUAAAACUUAUCUAUUCUUUUGUAGGUAGAGUUCUAGAUCUAUCACAAGGAUUUUCUCGAGCUACAUAUCCUCCAUUGCGUUUGAGCGUAAAGUUUUCUAUUUCUUUGUAGGUGGAAAUCUAACUAUGAGUAACCACUUUCAUAUUCUUUUGCGAUCUUCACUAGAUAUCACAAGGAGUUUCUCGUUGAGGACAUGAGCCAGCAUCACAUCAACGAAGUAAAAAUGGCCAACUCUGUCAAACCAAGGUGCCAGCACAGGCUUUAUGCCAUAGUGUCCACCAUCGCUACAGCAGAAAUCGUAGUGCCACGGGAAGGUCAUGUCGUAAUCGUCUACAAACAUCAGCUGGUUCUCCAGGCUAUGCAGCUGCUUUUGGAACUCGUUGCUCAGUAUGGAGUUGAAGACUUCUAUCUUCUGGGGAUUGGAGGGGUCACUUCUUUUGAUUGCGGCGAGGGUGAUCGUGUUGCGGAUCACGACACGAGUGCUGCUCUUGUUUUCCAGCAGUGACCUCCAGAAAGCCGAAGCAGUCUUAACUGCUGUGGCAAAGUGAUGAACCUUUUUCCAUGCGUGCCCGUCGUGGAUGCCCGAGUUUAUGAUCACUGCGUCCGGAGCUCGACCACGAAAGAAUUCGUUCUUGACCAGAUCACGAUAUGCCGGUACGUAGAGCGAGCCUAGACCCAGAUUGGAUGGAUUGGUGACGUUGGCCAUGAAGAUCCGUUCUAUGUAUUCCUGCUUCAGACCAAGAACAAAGUUCAUGAGGUUC